CCAACCGGUCCUGGCAUAGGGAUCUCCUGUACGUACAUCCAGGCUGAGGCAGCUUGUGCGCACCAAACAACGGCAAUGGAAAACAGCGCGCCGCCGGUGAUCAUCGUUGGGGCGGGGCCGUCGGGGCUGGCGGCGUCGGCCUGCCUGGCGCGGCGCGGGGUGGAUAGCAUCGUACUGGAGCGGGAUGACUGCGUCGGCUCGCUAUGGCAGAAGCGCGCCUACGAUCGUCUCCACCUGCACCUCCCCAAGCAAGCAAGCGCGCUCCCCCACCUGCCGCACGCCGACGACGCGCCGGCCUACCUCCCCCGCGACCACUUCGUCCGCUACCUCGACGCCUACGCCGACCGCUUCGCCGUGCGCGCGCGCCUCCGCCUCCGCCGCGAGGUCCGAUCCGCGCGCUUCAUUGUGGACGAAGGCCGAUGGGAGGUUGACGCCGUCCACCUCGGCACCGGCGACACGGAGCAGUACGUGGCGAGGUACCUGGUGGUGGCCACGGGGGAGUUCGACGAGAAGGUCUUCCCCGUGGUGCCCGGGCUGGACACGUUCCCUGGCGAGGCCAUCCACGCCAGCGAGUACCGGUCCGCCGAGGGGAUGCGGGGAAAGGAGGUGCUCGUCGUCGGCUGCGGCAACUCCGGAAUGGAGAUCGCCCUGGACCUCGCCCAGGCCGGCGCCGCGGCCUCCAUCGUCGUCCGCGGCGAGCUCCACCUCAUGACGAGGGAGAUCAUGAACGCGUCCACGGCGCUGUUCGCCUACCUGCCCGUCUGGAUGAUCGACCGGCUGGCGGUGUUCGCAUGCCGCGUCGUCUUCGGCGACACGGCCAGGCACGGCCUCCGGCGGCCCGACGUAGGGCCCUUCACCAGAAAGAUCCAGAGCAACGUCUACCCAGUCAUCGACGUCGGCACCUACGACAAGAUCAAGAGCGGCCAGAUCCAGGUGCUGCCGGCGAUGACGAACAUCGAAGGGGACGUGGUGGAAUUCUCCGGCGGGGAGCGGCGCCGCUUCGACGCCAUCGUCUUCGCCACCGGGUACCGCAGCAUGGCAAAGAAGUGGCUCAAGAGCGACGACGGCGGGCUGAUCGGUGACGACGGGAUGGCGUCCGGGAGAUCUCCCAAGGGGGGGAACGGGCUGUACCGUGCGGGGCUGGCAGGGAGAGGGAUCUACGGCAGCGGCACAGACGGGGAGUUCAUCGCGGAGGACAUUAGCAGGCUGCUCCGGCAGGGCUCCGGCGACGACGACGGCGAUGGGGUCUAGAGCUUGGUAGUAGACCCCAGGUCAUUGCGUCCCUCGAGGAGAUCUCUCUCAUCGGGCCGGCCCAGCUUGAUGGACCCUUCUAGCGUUUGUGAUCUAGCUAUAUAUAUAUAUAUAUGCUUGGGUGGGUAAAAUAAGUCUUCAGAAAAUGGGUGAUCUAGCACUGGAACCUGUCAAUGUCGAGGUAUCAUCCAAGGUGGCGAGGAAUAAGUGGGUGAUCUAGCUAUAUGUUUGGGUGGGUGAUUAACCAAACCCACUCAUGCCCGUGUUGUGUGCCAUCUCUAGUCUUCGCCGGUUAAUUUUCGUCCCACCAUUUUCGUCCGGUUUUUUUCCGUAAAUUAACUUGGUAGAUUUUUUUUUGUCCCCCUCCGCAUCGCCGCUCGAUCCAACUCCUCCCUCUCCCUCGGUCUCGCCUCUCCUAUGGUUCGCCGCCCGCCGCCGUACCCCGCCGCCCUGCUCCGCUGUUGCCCCUCCCUCUGCCUGCCUCGCCCCUGCUCUAGGGUUCGCCGCCCGCCGGAGCCCCCCGCUGCCCUGCUCCGCUGUUGCCCCUCCCUCCGCCUGCCUCGCCCCCUCCCCUACACUCACCCCUGCCCGAUCUGGAUCUGGAUGAGGCGUUGCCUCCCGUUCCUCUCAUCGCGUCCCUUCUGCCAGCCAUGGAAGAGGGGAGGAAGAAGCUUCUCUGUAGAAUCAGCCGAUCGAGCGGGCUCCUGAUGUUGGCUUGCGAGAAUGCGGCAGAUCUCGUCGAUGCUGCAGGGCCUGGCCCGUUCCAUGUCUCUGGGAAAGGAUAGGAAGGUGGAGGAGGAGCACAAGGGGACGGUGCUGCGGUCGUCGGGGACGCUCUGGGGCGAGGGCUUCGAGACGUUCGCUGCCGCGUGCUGGACGUACAAGCACCAGCACCACUGCUGGCCGUUUCCUCCAUACUGACAGAUCGCCGUGUUGCUAUCCUUGUAUGUUGUAGCCAGGAGGAGAGGUAGGCGCGGUGCCGCUCAUGGCCGUGGCGUCGUGCUUGUGGUAGUGGUGAAUUGGAGAGAACGACCUCCUAUCUAUGCACGUCCAUCUACUGCGGGCUUUCCCUCUUCCAGCAACAUCAUGUCUCAGUUUGCCGCCGCCAUUCAUCCGGAUGGCCCUGGACAUACAUACCAGCACCACACCCUUCCUCCUGUUGCUGGGGACGCAGCUAUCAUCGGUCCUCUGUUGUCUUCCUUUGCAUAGGCUGCACAGACGGGUGUACAAGUUGUUGCUUCUGUUCAUCCACGCGCCAGUGACUCACAUACGUUGCUAGCUUUUGUUACUUGGUCCAUCCCUAGGAAGCAAUAAGAUUACUUCAGUAUGCAUAUACACGUUGCUAGCUACGUGCAGGGUAUCUCAAGUUCACAAAUAUUUAUGAGAUUGUUUUACUAGCUUUUGUUAUUAUUUGGCCCUUCAGUAUGCAGAUUGAUCUCAACAUUCAUAAGAAUCUUCAAAAAAAAAUGGAGAUGAAAAUACUUCAAGUAGUUCUGAGUGGACAUCAUUUGAUAGCAUUUUGUUGUAGCAUCUACAGAAGACCUUUUCAUUUCAUUUUACCGAGAAACGCUGGAGGGUUCAUGUUUUCCUUAUCCAGGACAUUUUGAAGGUUCCUGAUGCAUUCUUACAAGAAGCAACAAUCCAGAGGUAAUUAGUGAAAUGAUAAGAGGGUCAACUAAUGGUGUUCAAUUUUUCCUUCAAGCAAACAGUUUGUACCCAAAUACAAUACUAUUCAGUAUCAUCCUGAAACCAAUAUCUCAAAGAUUCAUUCUUUAUGAAUUCGAGCCUUGGCAAACCACUCCCAUUACAAGGUUCCAUAAACAUGCUGGAUUUGUAUGUCGAUAUUCAAAUUAAUUGGGCAAAAAAUAGAUAUAUUUACUCUGAUGUUUUUACAUAUUUAGGUGAAUAGCAUCCUGUUUUUACUUCAAAUAAUUAACAAAAAAUUAAAGAUCGUGAUUAUGUUGUUUAUUAAAUUCCUCUUGCAUUAUCUUUGAUGAAAAGUAUAUUAUCUGUCAGCAACGAUAUGUUAAUAUGGGCAAAGGAAAGUCAAAAUAUGUUAUCUCAGGCCAAUAUUCUGAAAUUAGUGAAGCCCUAUAGUAUUUACUGGAUUGAUCGCGACACUGCUCAUAUUUUUUGGUACUUUAAUAUCUGAAAAUUUUCUUUUAAUCAUGAGCCGAGGAGAUAAUGGGUUGCAGGCACGCGCCCCGUCCUUCUCUUGUUCAAGGUUUGGCGGAUGCAUUAAGUUUGGAGAGGAAACUAACAUGAAUGACCAGGCGAUCUUUUUCUGACCUUUUUCUCCCUUUCUAAUUACUCCUCUCAUUUCCUCUGUUCUUCUCAGCCAUCUACUUUUCUAUCGCCAUAUCGAUCUCUAAACUCACUUCAUCUUUUUUCUUCCAAUUCAUCCGAUUGUUGUGUUCCAAGCACACAUGUCAUAAAGCAUCACCUCCUGCUUGUUCGAACAUGUUUGAUGUACUUACAUAUUAACAUGUUUGAUGUACUUAUACAUUAACAAAACUGAUCAGUAACAUUCAUGCCGAAUUAUUUGGGUUUGGUCCUCUGCUUUUUUACUGUUUAUUUAUUGAUGAAGAUAGCAGAUGUUCAUGUUUUUAAAUAUAGUUACAUGUGUUUGUACAAAAAAAAUAUAGUUACAUGUGCUUCCAGUUGGUAGAGAUCAAAAAAUUAACUCACUGAUGCAAGGAAAAAGAGCUCUUUUAUAGACACUGCCAGCAGUGGAUACAUGGUGAGCCUUUCUGAAUGUGUUUUAUGAAAUAAGGCUAAUUUAAGGUCAUUUUUUUGUUGGAUAAAAAACAGACAGUUGGUUAUUGGGUUAUUCAUGUUUGUUCUCAAUUUCUCAUGUCGCUCUCUUCUCUGUCCAGGGAUACGGGUGCCAGGACGACACCAUCUUCUGCGCCGUCUGCCUUCCUCUCCUCCAGCGGGAGAGGCCCCUGCCUUCCUCUCCUCCUGCGUGGUGGCAGAUGGCCGCAGUUAACAGCGCUCCUGCGAGCGGGGGACACGAGUGAGGUGCAGACAGUGACCAGGUGUGACGAGACAGCCGCCGGCCAACUGUGGGCGGUUCUUUCACGUGCAGUAGACCGUGCCAUUCUAUGACGAGGAUGUGUUCCAGGAAAUGGAAACAAAUGAAACUGGAUGCUCAUCAUGUAUUUCAUGAAGAAAUUUGCAUGUCUGGGGCAUGUCUCCAUAUAAAAGGCCGAUCUCUGCACAACAGUAGUUUCUUCAGGUUAUGGUGUCCGAUUUUUUUCAUCUCAUUUUGCCAUGCACUAGAUUACAUGGUUAAUACUGUCACUAUGCAAUAACUGGGAAGAUUACGGAGGGAAGGGACAAUAUGUAAGAUGGGGCAAGGAGGCUGGUGUAGAUCUUGCUUCUCAUGACGACUUCAUAUCUGAUGCAACACUUCAGAGUUACUACAAAAGCUUUUUUUAGGAAGCUACUACAAAGCUUUUUUUCGGAAGCUACUACAAAGCUUUUGUUCAGGAAAUAUGUCGAAGCACAGAAUAUAUUCCAUUUGCAGUGAACUAACAGAACAACACAACACAUAAAAAGAGGAGUAUAAGUGGAAACCUUUCUUUAUCUUUAAAUUCUUGAGGACGGUAACAUUAUGAUGAAGGUGGAACCAUAGAGAGAUGUGUAUUUUUAAUUGAGAUAUUUUCAGGAGUACCUUUGCAAAGCUGAUAUAUCUUUCUUUUACAAGAUAUGGUUGCACUUGCUUCAUCUACAUAGGCCGUCUGGAAUGCCAUGAGGCCGGGAUUGGUGUAGGAAAUCUUCAAAGCUAUUAUAUUGGUCUCCAGAAACUUGCAAUACAUCAAUGCAUUUUUAUUUUUAUUUUUUUGCUGACACCACAGCUACCACCUCUUCACUAAAUGACAGAGGUUGCCAGCAACUGCACAUGGAAAGAUUGAAUGUUAUAUUCUGUCUACUAAUCAAUAAGGAGGGAGAUCAAAUUACUGCUCUCAAAUAUUCACCUGAUUGAUUUUGAAAAUAGGGUUAAAAAUGGUGUUAUGAAUGAAGAUGGAUGGGGGUGAGGGCUGGGAGAAAGAUGUUGUAUUGCAAGAAGAAGUUGGUUAAGAAGACUGAUGAUUAUGAGAAUGAA
Messenger RNA from Triticum urartu, 5359 nucleotides. RefSeq names its product putative indole-3-pyruvate monooxygenase YUCCA11. Gene Ontology annotation, molecular function: NADP binding; N,N-dimethylaniline monooxygenase activity; flavin adenine dinucleotide binding. Lineage: Eukaryota; Viridiplantae; Streptophyta; Magnoliopsida; Poales; Poaceae. The record is from RefSeq and is a predicted model, not a curated record.